AAGACACUCCUCGGUGUUUGGGAUCUUCACUGUGAUGGCGCACACUCACUCAUUAGGGCCCACGGUGUCCAGUCUGACAGUGUUUGCUGCCCCCUGCAGUCCACAAACAGCGCUGCAUCUGUCACCGGAUAUGACGUAGGCGCGUGACCUUCCCACGGGCUCGCGGAUGUCACGUCUCGUGCGUGCCCUGCUGGGGCUGGAUGAAUGGAGAAGUUUCAACUGAACCAGUUGAAAAUGCGGAUAGUUCUCGUCUCCUGACCGACAUCUUUGCACAGCAGGCUCUGCCCAAACAAACAGGGAACAAUGGUGAAGUAUUUCUGCUGUGCAGAUCUGCUCAAAGGCACCUGGGACCAAGUGUGUACUGCGUUUUGGCAGCGCUACCCAAACCCUUACAGUAACCAUGUGUUGACUGAAGACAUUAUUUUUCGAGAGGUCACUCCAUCCAACUGCCUUAUUUCCAGACGUCUUCUGACCAAAACUAGCCGAGCACCUCGAUGGAUGGAGCGGUACCUUCCCAAGAAAAUGUCUAGUUUAGCUUAUAUUAUAGAGGACUCCAUCGUGGACCCUCAGAAACGGACCAUGACGACGCUAACGUGGAACAUCACUCACGCUCGCCUCAUGUCUGUGGAAGAGCGGUGCGAGUAUGGAAUAAACCCUGAGAAUGGCAGCUGGACGCAGAUAAAGAGAGAAGCUUGGAUCUCGUCCAAUGUUUUUGGUCUCUCGAGAGCUAUUCAGGAAUUUGGGCUGGCAAGAUUCAAAACCAGUGUUACAAAAACAAUGAAAGGUUUUGAUUAUGUGCUGGCCAAAAUGCAAGGUGAAACGCCCUCAAGAACUUUGGCAGCAACCGCGACAGAGAGAGCGAGGGAGACGGCCCUGGCAGCUAAAGAAAAGGCCAAAGGACUGGCCUCACACGCUCAGAAGAAACAAUACGUUUGAGCUCCAGGAUGACUGAAGGAGGCGGUGCUGGCAGAUUUGCUCUAAUCCGUCUUUAUAAUUGAAGACACAUUUGUCCUGUCUCAAGCAGACUGCUGUACAAAAGCCUCUGAAAUAAAGGUCUCUGAGCUGUAAACGGCCAAUUCACUGAAACCAUCUCAGUAUUUUAGUGAUGAGGAUCUUGCUGUGCAGCAGCUGAAGGCGACUGUCAGUCCCAUAAUGUAAUUAAAGCCGCUGGCAUCAACUGUUCCUCAAACCUUUGCCUCUGUUGUGCCCGUCAAAUUCACUCAUCCUAGAUUUUGACCCACAGCUGCAGUACACUGAGGCUUAAAGUUUGAUUUAUAUAAAUCCAUUGAUUAAUUGUCCUCAAACGUAAUAACUGAAUAAUCAUUAUCUGGACACAGACUGAUUCAAAGUGUGCCUCGAGAUGAUUUUCAUGACAGAUGCAUAACAAUGACACAGGAAAUGUAUAUUUAUUUUUUUGAUGAAAACCAAUAUUGUCUAAGUGUAACACUUCAGCUUGAUCUGAGUCAUUAAACGAUUCUCCUUCAGUUUCAUGAUCUAAGAACUUAAUAUGUCAGAUUUAUUGCUUGAUUCAAAAUUAUGAGUUGCAGCUCUGCAGUACAGCAUGAUAAUGUCAGAUCAUAAAAGUACAAAUAACUGAAGUGUUUUAUAAGGUGAGUAAUAAACUUGAGACUUUGUUUUGUUGAUGGAACAAAGGGUCCAGUGUCGACUGCACUUCAGAAGAACGAUUCUGAUGGGUAUAAAUCGAUGCCCUAUUUUAUACGCCUAACUUUGAUUUUGAGAUUCACAAAAUGUAUCGGCUAAUCAAUAAAACAUUUUUGUUGAU
This is a messenger RNA of Periophthalmus magnuspinnatus, 1783 nucleotides long. It is a transcript of the gene prelid1a, whose product is annotated as PRELI domain containing 1a. The transcript has 6 exons. Lineage: Eukaryota; Metazoa; Chordata; Actinopteri; Gobiiformes; Gobiidae. The coding region runs from base 304 to 936 and encodes 210 amino acids. Gene Ontology annotation, molecular function: phosphatidic acid transfer activity. Gene Ontology annotation, cellular component: mitochondrial intermembrane space. Gene Ontology annotation, biological process: phospholipid transport. The record is from RefSeq and is a predicted model, not a curated record.